CAAAGUCUUUAAGAUUAUUACCUGUUGUAAAGCCAUACUCAGAAUCUUUGUUAUUUAGAAAGGUAUCAAAUCCCACAGCUAACUUAACUGCCAAAUUAAAUCAAAUAUUAGAAUUAGCUCAUGAGCAUGAAGUACAAGAC
This is a messenger RNA of Racocetra persica, 140 nucleotides long. The record is from the annotation of a GenBank genome assembly. Lineage: Eukaryota; Fungi; Glomeromycota; Glomeromycetes; Diversisporales; Gigasporaceae.